This is a messenger RNA of Klebsormidium nitens, 1583 nucleotides long. NCBI's taxonomy places the organism in Eukaryota, Viridiplantae, Streptophyta, Klebsormidiophyceae, Klebsormidiales, Klebsormidiaceae. The record is from the annotation of a GenBank genome assembly.
GAGGGGGGUACUCGGAGUAGCCGACGACCCAAGUAUCCGGCAGUGUGGAGGCAGCCCAGUGUUGCCAGUUGGCACUUCCUCACAGCUGCCAGCAUUCAAUGGCAUAAUAUAGCUAGGUGAUGAAGGUGAUCCAAAGGCAAUUAAAGAUACGGUCCGGGUAGGCGUUUGCACGCUUUGGAGUAUCCACUGGCACUGCUGUUGGAUCGUUCACUGGUUCAUGUCAGGUGCGUAUAUAUUUCUGGUCAUUUUCCUACUCUUCCAUUCAUCUCCUUCUCAAACCCAAAACUUGUCUCCCUUUCCUUACGCACGUUUACGCCUCAAGAAGCCACGAUGAAGAGGAUCUCCCUCACACCAACGAUCCUCUGUGCCGCACUCUUCCUGAGCCUGUCGGUCAACCAGGCCCUAGCGGCCUGCUCCGGAACCUGCAUUGACACUACACAGUGCGCCAACAAGGGUGGAACCAGCACCGCUGGCCUGUGCCCCGGCGCUGCCAACAUCCAGUGCUGCACGCCCAAAUCCUGCACCGCCAAUGGACAGACCGGGACCUGCAAGGACAUCUCCACAUGCUCUGGAACCAAGACUGCAGGUCUUUGCCCCGGUCCUUACAACAUCCAGUGCUGCACCUCUGGCUAUGGCACCUGUUCCGUGAACGGCCAGGCCGGAACCUGCAAGGACACCGCCCAGUGCACCGGAACCCACACCCCGGGAUAUUGCCCCGGGCCCUCAAACAUCCAGUGCUGCACUGCGAGCACGCCUUCUUCCGGGGGGGGCAGCUCGAUUGUCACCUGGGGCAGGACUCAGGUCGGGAAGGUUCCUUACUCCUGGGGGGGAGGCCACGGUGGAUCGCCUGGUCCUACUCACGGUUGUUGUUCCACCGGCCCCACGUGCGGCUACCAUGGCCCCCAGCCCUGCCCCGCCAGCUCUACCACCGGCUUCGACUGCUCGGGCUUCACCCGCUGGGCCGUCUGGAAGGCACGUGGCUCCGACGUGCUCGGGUCCGGGGGCACCAGCGGCCAGGAGGCGCGCCUUGGCGGGAAACAGGUCACGCGCGCGCAGCUCCAACCGGGCGACCUCAUCUUCUACGGACCCGUCGGAUCUACUUACCACACCGCCAUCUAUGUGGGCAGCACCCAGCUCGAGGCGCCCGAGACCGGGCAGAUGGUCUCCGAAAAGGCCUUCCGGGCCGGUGACCGUUACUACCGGGUGUAAUCUCAGCGGUGUGAGGCAGGCGCACAGUGCCCGGUACGUACCAGCGUUCGGCCGGGGGGUUUUAACGCGCUGUUUGGAAAUGUUUAGCUCCUAGCGAUUGUCAUGAGCGUCAGUGGUUUGAGAGGGUGGAUGUAUGGCAGACUCGAUUGAGCGCAGAUCAGCUAAUUUCACAAAGAAGUGAAAUCGAAUAAGCGGCGCAGCAAGGCGCAAAAAUCAUAUAUUGCCAUCGGUCCUGUCUUUAAUAACUUUGCUUAAAUUUUGACCAAAUCAUCAUUGAUCAUCUAAAGGACCAAACUUGAUUUUGUCAUCGUAUAUACAUGCCAAGUCGGAGGCCGGAGCCUAGCUUUUUAUCAAGCCCCUCUUCAGAGUAAGAC